Bursaphelenchus xylophilus (pine wood nematode) is the source of this 2119-nucleotide messenger RNA. Lineage: Eukaryota; Metazoa; Nematoda; Chromadorea; Rhabditida; Aphelenchoididae. The record is from the annotation of a GenBank genome assembly.
AUGGACGGAAGAAGAGGGACCAGAGGCGGGAAACUUCGAGAAAGCCUCGAACGGAUAGAAUUUUGGAGUGGAGGAGAGCCGAAGCCAGAGCCAUGCCGAGUAAGAGGAGUAAAAGGCCAGUUAUUAUCUGAUUGUGGCCACAAUUUCAGUAGACUCCUGCUCGGAUGGACACUCUUGAGUGACCAUUUUUUGGGUCUCACGGUGAACGCCGGGGUAAAAAACGAACUUUUCAUGUGGUUUAUGCUCUGGAAACCUUUUGUUACUUGCGAAGUUUCAUGCUCAGUUUUGGCAUUUUAGUGGUCUAAUGUAAUUUUACUUUACGGCGUUGUCUGGUAGGCUGACUGUUCGUGCCUAAUUCGUGAGGAACUCGUGACUAGAUUUUUGUUAUCCUGAAAGGCGUUUGGCACUGUUACGCGAUCGCUCUCAAAAGACUGUAAUAUCGAAGUAAUUGACGCGCCAAUUGAAUGACAGAUAAGACUUUAUACGUUAUUUCUGUUUGAGAAAUUCCUCCCCAAAUGAAAUGAAUCAUCGCGGUUGAGAGAGUGGAAUCGGGGAGGGUGAACUGAUGUUUCACACGAGAUCCUUGGGAUUUUGUUUAUUUUGAGUCCGUAUAAUUGAUGGUCAAGUGUUUUCGAGCGUCAUCCCGCCUGAUAAUCACCCCCUCGACUAUCCGUUUCUAUUUUGGGUUUUCUUUUGCCGUCUAGAAGAUGUCUAAAUAAUAUUUCAUAUUUUUUGCCAUCUGUAAUGUAAUCUUAGGAAAAGAAUUUCGUGGCGAUAAGAAGGUUCAGACUUUAUUGCUUUCUUUUGUUUACGACUUCCGAUUCAUGCCGACUGUUUCUUUUCUUUGUUUUCGUUCGAUCGUUUUUCUCGAUAAUAAGAGCCAAGUCAACUAUAAACAUAAGCUAGUACUGAUUUCAGGAGGCGGAAUGAACCAUCCUUUCCACACGAAUUAUAGCCUCCCUUCUUUGGAAGAUCUGGACUGGAAGGGAGACAAUUGGAAGGACCUUGGUCGUAUUUCAUUGGUCGUUUUCAUUUCUUUCCUCUUCUUCUGGUUGUUACAGUACACUGUGCGAUGGUAUUUGUUUGGAAAGUGUACCUUCAGAACGUUCGAUUACUUCAAGUUUGGAAGAAAACGACGAAGAAGACAUGUUCCUCCAUCCACGGAGCUUGAGGUAUGUUGUUUUAGUGAUUGAGAUGAUGUUUUUGUGCCGUUAUGUUACUUAUUGUAUUCGUUUUAGGCAGUACCUCCCAACAAGAAGUGGAGAACCUCCAAUGAAGCCGUCUCCUUGAUCCAUUCGGUUAUUUCUGGCCUCUGGGCCUUGUACGCCGUGUUAACCUACCCCAAUCUCCUCAGUGACAUGAUGUAUUUCGAACAUCCAGUGCCAAAGUUUUUGGUGAGUAGUGUCAGAAUACGUUUAGAGAUUGGUCGACUGGUUGCUUAUCCUAAGCUUUACAGAUAUACGUGUCAUUUGGCUAUAUUAUCCAUGAUCUUCUUGACCUUCUGAUCAACGAACGUUCCAUUCGAAUCCUGGAGCUUCUCUUCCAUCAUAUUGUAGUAAUCAUCGCCUUCCUGACGACCAUUAUCCCAUCGCUUUUUCUGGGUGUGGUUGUGCUGGGUCUUCUGAUGGAAGUGAAUUCGAUUUUCCUCCACUCCCGAUCUCUUCUGAAUCUCUACAGAGUCUCCAAAGAAUCAACUGCCUUCAAAUUUGUGGCCCUUCUCAAUGUUCUAACGUUCAUGGCGUUCCGUAUGGCCGUUUCCCUAUACCUAGUCUACUGGCAGAUCACGAAUGGCUGGUCCUUGGAAUGGUACUUCACUCUGCUUACUUUCGUGGUCAUCUUCUCCUUGUUGACCACAAAUACCGUUCUCUGUUAUCGAGUUCUGGCCGCUGAUGGCUUGCUUGGAGCACGCCGGGCCAGGCCUCCAAGUCAAAGAACUGAGACCAAAUCAAGUGAAGAAGACGAGGAAUUGGAUGCUGAUGAUGAAGACGACGAAGAAGAUGGGGAAACCGACACGGACGCAGCUCGCAUCAAACGGCGGACUAGUCAAUCAGCAGCCACCCAAACGAAUGGUGCAGAUGCCGGCCAGGCCGAGCCUGUAGUUGUUGUACACCAACCGUAA